AUGAAGGUUUCUACGCUUUUGGUCGCUGGCGCCCUUGCCACCGGUAUUAUUGCUGACGAAUCCAGAGAAACUGUCACCGUCACCGUUCACGGCACUACUCAAACCCACAAGUACGGAAAGUUCGACAAGACUAAAAAGUCUCAUGCUUCCACUUCUUCUGGUACCCACAAGUACGGCAAGUUCGACAAAACCAAGAAGUCCCAUGCUUCCACCUCUUCUGGAACUCACAAGUACGGAAAGUUCGACAAGACCAAGAAGUCUCAUGCCUCUACUUCUUCUGGAACCCACAAGUACGGUAAGUUCGACAAGACCAAGAAGUCUCAUGCCUCUACCUCUUCUGGAACUCACAAGUACGGAAAGUUUGACAAGACCAAAAAGUCUCACGAGUCCACCUCCUCUGGUACCCACAAGUACGGCAAAUUUGACAAGACAAAGAAACCAGUCACCACCACUGUUUACAUCACAGACUCCAACAACAAGGCUAUAGCCUUUGCUGUUAAGGAAGCCAAUGGAACUAAUGGCACCAACGGAACCAACGGAACCAAUGGCGGUUCUUCUUCUGAAAACGCCGGUGUGCAAAUGGGCACUGGUAUUUCUCUCGGAGUCGCUGGUGCCCUUGCUGCUGGUCUUCUCUUGCUUUAA
This is a messenger RNA of Clavispora lusitaniae ATCC 42720, 642 nucleotides long. RefSeq names its product Pga14p (gene PGA14). The record is from RefSeq and is a predicted model, not a curated record. Lineage: Eukaryota; Fungi; Ascomycota; Pichiomycetes; Serinales; Metschnikowiaceae.